Molecule: messenger RNA, 4571 nt
Organism: Cuscuta epithymum
Lineage: Eukaryota; Viridiplantae; Streptophyta; Magnoliopsida; Solanales; Convolvulaceae
Source: the annotation of a GenBank genome assembly
AUGAUUUCCCUUUAAAUAAUCUCAAUUUCUCAAUCAUAAUCUUCAAAAAUAUCUUUCAUUUCACAAAAAUGAUUCCAAAAAACACUUCGAAAUUCUUCCAAAAAAAAAAACACUUCGAAAUUCGAAAAUAACGGAUUAAACUAACUCAACAAUGCUCCGUAUAUAAACCAUCAUAUUCGAAAUUCACAUACCGCCUUCUUCCUUCUUCCUGCGUGAGAGUGCUUCAGACCUGUGGACUACUCAACUGAGUGCCUUCCAAGAACUCAACUUCCGGCCGGUUUGGCGUCAUAGAUAGAGAGCCACAGCUAUACUACCGCAAAGUCUCUGUAUCGCUGCUGCCCCGGCGGACGACCGGACAUCUUUUCCGUUCAGAUUUGCGUGCCUACUCUCUUUCUUCUUUCAUCUUGGACGACUUUCUUUUAUCAUCGCAUUUCCGUUUAGGUAGAUAAAUUUCUGUUUCUUGAGAGCAUUUCAUUUUAAGAAUUUGAUAUAUGAUAUAGCACAGAGUUAUGGGACACAAGAAGCGCAACAAGCCUUCUCGCUCUAAACCCUCGGGUUCUCGCGCCGGUGAACUAGCGGAAUCCCUAGAAUCGUUAACUGUCAAUGAUUCAGAGGGGUCUGAUUCAGCCUCUUAUGAAAGUAUUAAGGUUGAGUGUGAGAAGGCAUUGAGCGCCCUGAGCAGGGGGAACCAUAACAAAGCCCUAAGGGCGAUGAAGAACUUGUGUGUGAAACACAGUAACUCGCCUUAUGCUGCUUUGAUUCACCGUGCCCAUGUAACAGUUUACCAGAAAAUGGCCUCUUUAGGAGGUGAGUACUUAAACAAAGAUCAGCAUAUGAAGGAUGCCAUCGAGUCUGCCAAGAAAGCAACUGUCAUGUCCCCCGACUCGAUCGAGUUUGCGCAUUUCUAUGCCAACUUGUUGUAUGAAGGGGCUAAUGAGGGAAAUGGGUAUGAGGAGGCUGUUAAAGAGUGUGAGAGGGCACUGGCAAUAGAAAGCCCAGAUGAUCCAGGAAAGGAAUUGUUACUGGAGAGUCAAGUGAGGCUGCCCACUCCCGAGGCUCGGAUUAAACAGGUGGUGAAUGAAAUUAGGAAUUUGAUUCAGAUGUCUCACAUUGCUUCCAUUUCCACUUUGAUGAAACAUCUGCGUAAUGGGGAUGAGACGUUCAGAUUGAUACCAAUAACGAGCGGGGCUAUGGAGUUGAGUUCGGUACAGCCAAGAAGGCCCAGUGAGAUUAAAAAGGCCACUAAGACACCUGAGGAUAGAAGGCCCGAUGAGAUUAAGAAGGCAACUAAGACACCUGAGGAUAGAAGGAAAGAGAUCGAAGCUCAAGUGGCUGCAGCAAGGUGGCUAUUGAUGCAGAAUUCAGAAUCUGGUCCGUCACAGAAUGAAGUGGCUAAUAAGAGAAAAAAGCAUGAGGAGAGUCAAGUGAAGCUGCUCGCUGCUGAGGCUCGGGUUCAAAAUAUCGAGGAUGAGUUUAGGAAUUUGAUUCAGAAAAUUAACAUUGCUUCCAUUGCCACUUGGAUGAAACAACUGCGCGAUGGGGAUGGGAAGUCUAGAUUGAUAUCAGCAAGCAGUGUGCUGAAUGACUUAAGUUCAGUUCAGCCAAGACGGCCAACUAAGACACCUGAGGAGAGAAGGAAGGAGAUUGAAGCUCAAGUGGCUGCAGCAAGGCUAUUGAUGCAGAAGUCAGAAUCGGGCCAGUCACUAAAUGAAGGAGACAAGGGUUUGGAUCCCUCUACAGGGGGUUUGGCAGAGAAAGAUGCCACUGAGAAAUCUGAUGCUGCAAGAGAAGCAUUCCUGGCAGAGCUUGCCCUUGAUUCAGAGAAGAAUUCAGGUGGAGGAAAUGAUAAUUUAAAACAUGCAACUGAAAAGACAAAAGCUAAAAAAAGGAACAAGGACUAUCGAAAAAGAAAGGGUGCAAAGGCAUCCACUAAAAUUGUGCAGCCCAUUCAUGACCAUGAGACUUCUGAAUGCAUUUCUUCUCGAGAUGUUACUGAUAAGGAAAAUGAAGGGGGAGAACUUAUAAUUGUUGGAAGCAAAGAUUCUCCAUCUCUGGAGGAGUGCAAGCUAGGAAAUAUGCUUGAAGAAGAGGAAAGAAAGCUCGAAGAGACAUCGGAGUACCAAAGGAAAAUUGAAAAUGAGGCUAAACUCAAGUAUCUUGCUGGGGAACAUGAGGUAGUUGGAACAGCACUUUCAGAGAAGAUGCCUGGAGGAAAUGAUAAUUUAAAACAUGCAACUGAAAAGACAAAAGCUAAAAAAAGGAACAAGGACUAUCGAAAAAGAAAGGGUGCAAAGGCAUCCACUAAAAUUGUGCAGCCCAUUCAUGACCAUGAGACUUCUGAAUGCAUUUCUUCUCGAGGUGUUACUGAUAAGGAAAAUGAAGGGGGAGAACUUAUAAUUGUUGGAAGCAAAGAUUUUCCAUCUCUGGAGGAGUGCAAGCUAGGAAAUAUGCUUGAAGAAGAGGAAAGAAAGCUCGAAGAGACAUCGGAGUACCAAAGGAAAAUUGAAAAUGAGGCUAAACUCAAGUAUCUUGCUGGGGAACAUGAGGUAGUUGGAACAGAACUUUCAGAGAAGAUGCCUGCACAAGUACCUGAUGUUUAUUCGAGAUACAAGGAAGAUCAAGAUGGACGUGAGCAAGGGAAAAAUAAAGCCAAGGAUUCAAUGUUUCCAACAGAUGAAUCUCCUGACAUUUUGGAAGGUCUUCUAAGGAACACUGCUGAUGUUGAUGCAAAUAGAGUGGAUAAUCAGAAUGAAGGAAUGCUUGAAGCUGAAACUGCAGUUUCUGAUCAGACUGGAAGAAAGAGUAGGCACCUGAAGGGAUUGAAAAAAAUUCAUGAAGGAAAGUAUCAAACUGUUUCUUCUGAUGCAGAUAAAAACAGGAUCAGUGGACUGAUGUCAUUUGAAAAUUUGAAAGCGGUGAUAUUAAACUCACACUCAUACAAGGAAGAUCAAGAUGCACGUGAGCAAGGGAAAAAUAAAGCCAAGGAUUCAAUGUUUCCAACAGAUGAAUCUCCUGACAUUUUGGAAGGUCUUCUAAGGAACACUGCUGAUGUUGAUGCAAAUAGAGCGGAGAAUCAGAAUGAAGGAAUGCUAGAAGCUGAAACUGCAGUUUCUGAUCAGACUGGAAGAAAGAGGAGGCGCAAGAAGGGAUUGAAAAAAAUUCAUGAAGGAAAGUAUCAAACUGUUUCUUCUGGUGCAGAUAAAAACAUGGUCAGUAGACUGAUGUCAUCUGAAAAUUUGCAAGGGAUGAUAUCAAAGUCACACUCCGAAAUAUGUUAUUCUGGAGAGUUACCCAUGGAAGGGGCCACUGAAACAGCCGGAGUUAAGGUAUAUGGCACAGGGCUGCAGAAUGAAAUUGGGGAAUAUAAUUGCUUCUUGAAUGUCAUUAUCCAGUCGUUGUGGAAUUUAAGCCACUUUCGAGAUGAAUUUUUGAGAUCAUCAUCGAAUCACGUUCAUAUUGGCAAUCCUUGUGUUACAUGUGCUUUAUAUGGCAUUUUUACUGCUCUUUGUUUGGACACGCAAAGAGAAGCGGUUGCUCCUACCUCAUUGCGGACUGCUUUGAGCAACCUAUACCCUGAUAGCAAUUUCUUCCAGGAGGGGGAGAUGAAUGAUGCUUCAGAAGUGUUAGAUGCAAUAUUUGAUUGCCUUCAUCAGUCGUUUGCUUCAGAUUUGGGUUCUGCUGAGACAAAAUCAACAUCUACGCGCUUGGAUUCCUGGGAUUGUACUAACUGUGCUUGUAUUGUGCAUUCUAUUUUUGGAAUGGAUAUCUUUGAAAAAAUGCUCUGCCCCAAAUGCAACUUAGAAUCUAGACAUCUGAAAUAUACUGCUUUCUUUCACCUUAUUAAUGCUAAUGCAUUGAGAAUGACAAAGGUCAAGCAUCAAGAAAGCUCAUUUGAUGAACUUAUGAAUCUUGUCCAGAGGGACCACCUGUUGUCUUGUGAUCCGGAUGCUGGUGGGUGUGGGAAACAUAACUUCAUUGACCAUUUCUUGUCAACUCCACCACAUGUUUUCACGAUAGUUCUAGGAUGGACGAAUACUUGUGAGAGUCUUGAUGACAUAAGAGCAACAUUGGCAGCCAUAUCUACUGAGAUUGACAUUAGUGUCCCUUACCAUGGUUUAGAUCCAAACAACAGAUAUAGCCUAGCCUCAGUAGUUUCCUAUUAUAGACAUCAUUAUCACUGUGUUGCUUAUAGCCGUCAUCAUGAGAAGUGGAUAAUGUAUGAUGACGUGACUGUGAAGGUGAUUGGCAGCUGGGACGAUGUUCUCAUGAUGUGUAUAAAGGGGCAUUUGCAACCUCAAGUCUUUUUCUAUGAAGCUGCAAACUAAUUUUGCGUGGUCGGGUGUUGGGGAAGCUUUGAUCCUGGCUCGUAAGCUGUAUAGUUCUUGUAUACCCACAAAUUUGUAAAUGUCAAAAGGAAUUUUAUAGAAAGCGAAACAGUCUAGAAUCAGUUAGCAUAUUGAAGAGAAAAGAGAAAAGAGAAAAGGUAAAAUCACAGACAAUCAAUCUGUGAUCGUAGUUGUAUAAUUGUACAAAUUUUGGAAAAUAAGAAAGGAAAAAAGGCCUUUGUAUAG